Anopheles moucheti is the source of this 2700-nucleotide messenger RNA. It is a transcript of the gene tos, whose product is annotated as exonuclease 1. Lineage: Eukaryota; Metazoa; Arthropoda; Insecta; Diptera; Culicidae. The coding region runs from base 1 to 2556 and encodes 851 amino acids. Gene Ontology annotation, biological process: DNA recombination; mismatch repair. Gene Ontology annotation, molecular function: DNA binding; 5'-flap endonuclease activity; metal ion binding. The record is from RefSeq and is a predicted model, not a curated record. The transcript has 2 exons. Gene Ontology annotation, cellular component: nucleus.
AUGGGUAUUACGGGUCUACUGCCAUUCCUGGAAAAGGCAAGCAGUGCUUGCCACUUACGUGAUCUGCGAGGCAAAUGUGUAGCUAUAGACACGUACUGCUGGUUGCACCGAGGAGCAUUUGCAUGUGCGGAACGGCUAGCACGAGGUGAAUCCACUGAUACGCACAUACUAUAUUGCCUGAAGUAUGUCCAGCUGCUGCUAUCGUACAACAUCAAACCGAUUCUCGUUUUCGACGGUCAACAUUUGCCAGCCAAAGCUGCAACCGAGGCGAAACGGCGCGAGAGCAGAACUAAUGCCCGCAAACGUGGCGCCGAACUAUUGCGUCAGGGACGGAUCGAAGAAGCGCGAAGUUUCCUACGACGGUGCGUCGAUAUUACGCACGAAAUGGCACUGCAGCUGAUACGCGAAUGCCACAAACGGGGCGUAGAUUGUAUAGUAGCGCCGUACGAAGCUGAUGCACAGUUAGCGUAUCUCAACCGCACAGACAUCGCACAGUACGUCAUCACGGAAGAUUCGGAUCUGGUGUUGUUUGGCUGCAGUAGAAUCCUGUUCAAGCUGGAUCUGACGGGGAAUGGACGGUUGGUAGAGGCCAGCAAACUUCACCUAGCGAUGGGUUGCCGGGAGGAUCGUUAUAAGUUUGAAAAAUUUCGAUACAUGUGUAUCCUGUCCGGUUGUGAUUAUUUGGAUUCCUUACCCGGCAUUGGUCUUGCGAAAGCGUGCAAGUUCAUGCUGAAAACGGAGGAUCCCGACGUGCGGCGAGCUUUGGCAAAAAUACCGGCCUAUCUAAACAUGCGGCAACUGUCUGUGACGGAGGAGUACAAGGACGAAUUCAUGAAGGCAGAUGCUACAUUCAGGCAUAUGGUGGUGUACGAUCCCGUUCACAGGCGACAAACGAGACUGACGGAUCCGGACGAAGAGGAAACUCCCGAACAGUACUGCUGCAAUUCCGGUAAAUUUCUCGAUGAAAAUACCGCAUUCGAGCUGGCUGUCGGAAAUUUGGAUCCCUUUUCUCUGCGCAAGAUGGACGAUUGGCACCCGGACACAGUGCAAAAGGGGGAGCUUUCCGCAAUGGCUAGAAAAAUGCUUAAUCUCAGCAUCUGGAGGAAAGACUUCAAUGCGCAAAAGGAAGCGAAAGCUGAAAUGCAACCGCAGAAUCGAAUUUCAUCGUUGUCCGUAUUCGUGAAACGAUCACUGCAUCCCGCGGAUGAAGCUGACCAAGAAUGCAAGGAAACGAUCGCCGAUGUCUUGCAGGCUUACGGUAUUCAGAACGGAGAACCCGUCUCGAAGCGAUUGUGCCAGGUACAGUCGGCUGUGUUUACUACUGCAUCGAAAGUAUCAAUCGAGUACAAAGACUUAGAGGCACUAGAUGUGCUAGGGCAAUUAGAUCAACCUGCCACACCGAAACGAAAACGCAAUCCAUUCGCAAUUUCUCCGAGCAGACAGGCAACCGGUAGAGACGAUUCGGUCGAUGACCUGCUUUCGCCAACGAAGAUAACGGCGGCAAACCGAUCACUAUUGCAUAACAUAAGUCCGGUAAAGAGGAUAGAUUAUUCUCAGCAACACAGUCAGUUUACAGUGAAAGAGCCAUCCAAUGGUGUAGCUGCUGUAAGUCGUUUGGGUCGUUUGAACUCGACUCACAGCAAAGGAGUGUCGGGUCUUGCCGAUGAGCCGAAAGUGAUUAGCCGCUUUUUCGCCUCACAAGCAAAGGUUCAAAUGCAUCGAACGAAUUGCGACACUGUUAUAGGUGAGCCCAUUAGUAGCCCCAGCAAAAAUGGUGGAAGAUCUGGCGGUAGUAUACUGGUGUCGCCCACUGCCAUUGUAAAGGACAUCAAAAGUAAGCGAGAUGCCCAAGCUCUUAAAGCGACUGCGCUUUAUCUUAGCUCGCCGGAAGCACAACUUCAAUGUCGCGGUGAUCGUACGCCUGUAAAACGUCGGCCCAACGCAACGUCUCCCGAAACAGAUCCGGCAAAGGGUGAGAUACUAGGUCAGUUGGAUAGUGGUAUGGUAUCGCGAGUUGACACUAAGGGGCAGGACGAUGAAGCAGCUUCACUGGACGAGGAUAUAAGCGCAGGAUUAAGCUCUUCACAGAAAGAAAAUGACGAUGUUGAGAUAAUUGCGCCUGAAAAACAAUGUUCAAACCCAAAACCACGUACCGCACGCUUGGCGUUGUUUGAACGACGGGUAACGAAAACAUUGAACCAGGCGCAAAAUCCUUCGGAGAACGUGGAUGAGGAGCUUGCCAUCGUUCUUGACGACGAUAGUAAUGAUGGGGACAACGCAGGAAAGCUACAAACAAACGACCGACAGGAAGUGUGCGAUGUAAUAUUAACCGCAAAACAUAAGACUGAAGAACGAAAUGCUUCACUGCUCGCGCUUACAGCUAAAGUAGAAACAUCAACUAAAAUUAAGGCACGUUCGUCUUGUAAACGGCCAGGAUUGUCUACCACUAGGAAAUCUACCAACUCCAAAACGGAUAACAGUGCAGGGUUGACUCAAACUAGGUUGUCCAUGUUCGGGUUUCAGAAAAAGCCUUCAAUGCAACUGAACAAUCGGUAGCUCUACUAGCGUGUGCCAUCUGUAUACUGUGGAGCCUAAUACGGAUAACGAACCAGUUCCAUGUGUUGGUCAGCUACAGCAUCAACAUCAACAUUUAAUUUCGAACGAAGUUACAGAUCAAUUUUUGCAUGUAAGAUGUAUAAG